AUUCGUAUAACUCAUUUUUUGGCCUACUGUACGUAGAUUCGUCUGCUCAAAAACCUUUUGAUUAUAGCGACCAAGUUACUCGCGCUGUUCGCUUGACGACUGGUGUUGUUCCCGCAAGUAGCACAGCCUAUUUGCUUGUGCGCAAGUGCGGUCGUCUGCCUCAUGGUCGGGACAGUUUCUGGCCACAGACUUGCUGAAAGCACUAGCUUACAUGUGGGACGUCCUGGACGGCCGUUCGCUUACAGCAGAGGCUCUCGCACGAGCCGCUAUUGUCGUCGCUGUCGAAGUGCUGCUUCUGGGUACUUCGUUCCUCAAUAUCUGUGUGAUUCUCACCACUGCCGAUUUGUACGAUGUUAUCGGAUGCUAUCUGAUAUCACUGUCUGUCGCGGAUCUACUGGCAGCAUUGUUCAUUGUUCCGCUCAGCUUGUAUAGUACGUUGGACCCCACUUGGCGAUUUAUGGGUGACAAUUCCCUUGUGUGCAAGGGUAGUGCGUAUCUACAAAUAGCUCUAUUUUGUUCCACUGUCUACACAUUUGCAUGGAUUUGCAUUGACAGAUAUUCGGCCAUGAUGAAGCCUUCGCGAUAUGCAGACCAGUCUCUUACACGAUGUAAGUGCUGGAUUAUAUUCAGUUGGUUGACAUCCCUCCUACUAUGCUGUCCAAUAGUAGUGGCGCAGAUGCAAGUUGUCUUUCUUGAAGAGGCUCAGUUGUGCGUGUUGGAUUGGUCCGCGACUUCUGCAUACAGUAUGACACUUAUUGUUCUCGUAUUUCUGCCAACUAUCGCAACAGUUUUCAACACUGGAUACAAAAUUAUUAGAGCGAUGCGGAACCCAGAACAGCUCGAGGAUAGCCAGCGUAUGGUGAUCGAAACUGAUCCCAAUUUCGUGCUCACAAUGUUUUUGCUGGUUGCUUUCGUUCUCUCAUGGCUGCCUUUACUUUGUCUCAAGGUGUUCGAGUACUUUGUUCCUCCACAGAGCGAUGCCGAUCUUUCGCUGGCCACUUUCAUCUUUGUGUGGUUGGCUAUCGCAGGACCGUCGGCUAAAUUCCUUAUAUAUAUGUUCAUAAAUGGAGCUUUUCGUAGCAGUUUUUUAUCUUGGAGACCAUGUAUUACGCGUCUCCUGAUCGAAAGUGACGAGGAAGCUGCUCUCACCGCGGACGAAAUCACUCAAGAGGAUACGCAAAUUGAAGAAGACGAAAAGAUUGAAGAUGAGGAAUCCACCGACGAAUUGGAUACCAAUGAUUCAUGUCAGAUACUAUCACUACACAUGAUGGAUGGUAUUUCGAUGAUGGUCGCGGUAUUGAUCAUGCCAUAUUAG
Messenger RNA from Cylicocyclus nassatus, 1315 nucleotides. The record is from the annotation of a GenBank genome assembly. NCBI's taxonomy places the organism in Eukaryota, Metazoa, Nematoda, Chromadorea, Rhabditida, Strongylidae.